Pocillopora verrucosa is the source of this 1374-nucleotide messenger RNA. The record is from RefSeq and is a predicted model, not a curated record. Lineage: Eukaryota; Metazoa; Cnidaria; Anthozoa; Scleractinia; Pocilloporidae.
AGCAAACACAUGAUGAAGCUGCUCUUUGCCCCGUUUGUCGCUUUGAUAAUUGCAGAUGUUUUCACCACACUUGAAGGUUCUUCUAUAAAAAUAGACAUCCGCAGCGAAGGCUGUAAUGAUCCGGGAAAAACGCCAAAUACAUGUGGCAUUGCUUACAUAAAAGUGAAUGGCAAUGAACACUCUAAGAAAAAGAGAGGGCAUAAUGUUGUUGUCCUGGAUGCUGUAACAGGAAUUGUGGAACACUCCGUCAGUUUCGAUACUCAUGGAAAUGGUGCUGCUGGAAACCAGUUGAAAGGCUUUCUUAACGGGAUUACUGGAGACAAAAUAAUCCUAAUUGCAGUCCAAGACGAGGGCUCAAUACAUCUUAAACAAGCUUUUGACGCUUUGACAAGAGUUGGAGGCUACGAUCUGGGCUUUCUUGACUACCGAGGAUCAUAUGCUCUUGUCGGACACCCUGCACGUCAGAAGCCAUCUUAUGUUAAACAAGUACAGAGCAAGAGUGGGCAGGGACCAAGUGUGAUCUCCAUGACAGUUCCACUCAUGAAGAAUCCUUUUGUAGAUAUCGAUAUCCGCAGCGAAGGUUGCAAUGAUCCCAAUAGGACACUAGACACGUGUGGAAUCGCUUACAUUAAAGUCGAUGGAGAGGACCACUCCCGUCAUCUCAGAGGACAUAAUGUUGUUAUUGUGGACCAGAAAACAGCUAGUGUGCUUAAAUCAGAAGCCUUUGAUACUCAUGGGGAUGAGUCCGCGGGAAAUCGUUUAGGAGUUUUCCUCGACGCCCAGGAAGCAGACAAAAUAAUCCUAAUUGCAGUCCAAGACGAGGGCUCAAUACAUCUUAAACAGGCUUUUGACGCUUUGAAAAGAGUUGGAGGCUACGAUCUGGGCUUUCUUGACUACCGAGGAUCAUAUGCUCUUGUCGGACACGCAGGAGAGCAGAGGCCAUCUUAUGUUAAACAAGUACAGAGCAAGAGUGGGCAGGGACCAAGUGUGAUCUCCAUGACAGUUCCACUUACGAUAAGUUCUUCUAUAAAAAUAGACAUCCGCAGCGAAGGCUGUAAUGAUCCGGGAAAAACGCCAAAUACAUGUGGCAUUGCUUACAUAAAGGUGAAUGACAACGAACACUCGAAGAAAAAGAGAGGGCAUAAUGUUGUUGUCCUGGAUGCUGUAACAGGAAUUGUGGAACACUCCGUCAGUUUCGAUACUCAUGGAAAUGGUGCUGCUGGAAACCAGUUGAAAGGCUUUCUUAACGGGAUUACUGGAGAUUUUUGGUGUUUCUCAGAGAGAGAAACUAUGGAUGCAAUAGUAUUAACCAUGCGACCUUUAACACUUACCUCAUUGAAUGAUUGCGCUGAUAAGCUAACCUUUGCCGUGUGA